This is a messenger RNA of Eupeodes corollae, 1922 nucleotides long. RefSeq lists its product as uncharacterized. The transcript has 4 exons. Gene Ontology annotation, cellular component: membrane. Lineage: Eukaryota; Metazoa; Arthropoda; Insecta; Diptera; Syrphidae. The record is from RefSeq and is a predicted model, not a curated record. Gene Ontology annotation, biological process: transmembrane transport. Bases 193 to 1734 code for a protein of 513 amino acids. Gene Ontology annotation, molecular function: transmembrane transporter activity.
UAAAAUGCCGAGUUUUUGUCAUGAACUCAAAUCUAUUUUGUUUGUUUGAAAUUAAAAUAGUUUCUCUCCUCUUGCCUGGCGAGACAUUACUCAAAGACUACGCUAGAACUUCGCAAAUAUUUGUUUUGAAAAGUGUUUUUUUUGUUGCAUUAAAUUGGAAAAUAGAUACGAAGUGCAUGAUACUCAACAAGUAUGAAUCAGAAUUCAGAAACAGAGAGUUUGACAGGAGGGGCUCCACCACCAAUGCCGCCGCCGCAGCCAUCAGCACCGACUGCGCAACCGGCAUCGUCAUCGAUGCCAUCUGAUUAUCAACCUCAACCGGCUUCAGUAACAUCGGGAUAUGGAACUAUAGAAACUCCCUAUGUUGCUCCAACUUACACUUGGUAUGAAGAUUACCAAAGGAAUACUCCACAAUCUAGAUCGCUAGCCGCAGCAUCCAUGAUCUUUCUAUCAGGUGGUAUGAGUCUUGCGAUGAGUGUUGGCGUUGGACCAAUAACCGAAUAUGGAACUCAUGCUCAAUAUUGUUGGUUUAUUGCCGUCAUUAUAGGUGCGCUUAUAUCUGCAUCGUUGGUGCACAAAUUGACAAAGCGGACAUUUUAUUUUAUUGCAUCUAUCCUGGUCAUCGUUAAGGGCACCAUUUACAUCGUUUUUGCGACCGAAAAUCCACUAUCGUGGAUUCUUUUAGCUCGUUAUUGUGAUGGUAUUGCAUUUGGCUUGACCAUCAUACCAGCUAUUAUAGCUGGUUCGGAGCAAUCUGUAAAGAAGUUCAGAGGACGUGUCCUGGGUGUUGAGCAAAGCAGUCUCAGUGUGGGUGCCAUGCUUUUAGCAAUUUUCUCAGUAAGCUGGGAAACUAUUGCGGAAGUAUACCGGGUUAUUGGUAUUGCAUCCUUGAUUUAUGGACUCGUGGCUUUGAUAUAUACAUUUGCUACUACAGUCGAGUCUCCAAUAUUCUAUUUGCGAAGAAACAACGAGACAGAAGCUUUGAAUGCCCUCCGUCAGCUUCAAAAGCCAAAAACUAUCACUAACGAAACUUAUGCAUUACUAAAUGAAAACAAGAUGCUACUGGAGGAAGAUUUGAAUCGUGGAAUUACGAAUAAUGUAUGUACCAGCUUCAUACCGAUGUUAAAGGUCACUAUUCUUCGUGUUCUAGUAUCGUUGUCAUUCUCGCUGCCACUGACCUGGGGAUUUUUAAUUACUUCCACUUUAAACAACUUAGGAAGCGAGCCAAAUCCCUUCCCUUAUGUUUUUAUGCGAUUGUUAGGAGUAACUAUUUCAUUGCUAACCAUAGACUCCGUCGGACGAAGAGCAACAGGUGGAGUUGCACUUUUGACUGGUAGCAUUUUGUUGUUGGGAAUUGGAACAUUAUUCGGAGACAAUACGGAUCCGUCAGUAAGCAGUUUGCAUGCAGCCAUUGCAUUUUUGAUUUUUCAUCAAAUUCUAGCUGGAGUUGUUGCACCUGCAAGCACAACUUAUUUGGGUGAAGCUUUUUCGCCAUCCGUGAAGCCUUAUUUUAUUUUAAUUUCUAUUGUUGUUGAAAAUAUUAUUCAAAUUGCUGUGUGUUCUCAUGCAACUUUUGAUUCAACUUCAAACUUUGCUAUGAUUCUGGCUGCUUUGCAAUUUAUCUAUGCAAUGAUUUACUUUUUCACAGUUCCUGAAACUAAGCAAACAACUUUGAGAGAAGCCUUGGAUAAGUUCCGUGGAAUAGGGUCGUAUAUUCGUCUUGAAGGAGUUUAAAUCGAAUAUUUUGAUUAGAUUCAUAUGCACUGAUGAUGCUGUAAGAUGUCAUAAAGAAGCUUUGUAGAAAUUUAAAAAUUGAUAAAAAUCAGCGUUUUGUAUAAGACUAUUUUGUAUUUUGACAUUUACAUACAUUUUUUUCAAAUUUCGAUCAAAAGAACAUUAAACUAAAACUUAAAAUAAUUUUA